AGGGUGACCUAUGUAAUCACCUAUGUGAUCACCUACUUCGGGGACCACGGAAGAUAUGUAGACCAUGCCAAAUCAAGUUUCCUUGGACGGCUGUAGCCCUCAUUUUCAGACUGAAUAGAUCCAAUCUCCAAAUCAACAUUCUUCAUGCGUCUUCUGACCACACUCUCGCUUGUAUAUAUCCAUGCACUACUUCCUUUCAAUAACUUCAUCAGAAAAACAUGUCUGACCAAUUGCAUAAUAUGUUCCCCGUUCAGACACUGAAACAUCGUUGCGUCGCCACCCUCAAAACCCUGAGCCCCCAUAUCAGCUGCCUAGCAGUCCAGGAUAACCUCCUCUACGCCGCCGCCAUCAACGAAAUCAGCGUCUUUGAUUUAUCUAACCACUCCCAUAUCGAUUCUUUUAACGAUGAUCCCACUUCCGGGUUCGUCAAAUCCAUUGCAUUCAACAACACCAAAAUCUUCACUGCUCAUCAAGAUGGCAAGAUCAGAAUCUGGAAAAUCAGUACCCCUUCCAGAAAACACCAGCUUCUCUCCACUCUCCCUACUGUUAAAGACUGGUUCCUCCAUUUCAUAUUUCCAAAGAACUACGUUAACGUUAGACGUCACAAGAAGAAGCUUUGGAUUGAACACUGGGAUACAGUUUCGCGUUUGGUUAUAAAUGACGAAAAAGGGCUAAUGUAUUCGGUUUCAUGGGACAAAAGUUUCAAGAUAUGGAACGUAAAGAACCAACGUUGUUUAGAGUCUGUGAAAGCUCAUGACGACGCUGUGAACACUUUGGUUGUUUCGGAUAAUGGAACUGUUUACACGGGAUCUGCUGAUGGGUUGAUUAGAAUUUGGGAGAGGGCUGAUAAUGAGAGACGGCAUAGCUUGGUGGCAACUCUAAACAAGCAUAAAUCUACUGUUAAUGCGCUUGCCUUGAACAGUGAGGGAUCGGUGUUGUUUUCAGGAGGUUGCGAUCGUUCAAUCAUGGUGUGGGAGAAAGGAGGCAAUAAUGAUGGAAAUCAUCCGGUGGGAUUUGUAGAAUCAUUGUGGGGUCAUUCGGGGGCUAUAUUGUGCUUAAUCAAUGUAGGGGAUUUGCUUGUGAGUGGAUCAUCUGAUCGUACGCUGAAGGUUUGGCAACGAGGGAUGGAGGGUGGGUUCCAUUGUACUAUAGUUCUCGAAGGACAUGAAAAACCUGUGAAGUCGUUGGUAGCAGUUGCCAGAGGUGUGUUUGAGGAGAUCUUUUCAAUCUGUAGUGGAAGUUUAGAUGGAGAAAUUAAGGUGUGGGAGAUCUCAAGAUGUUCAAACCUCAAGAACAAAUCCCAUGAUUCGCAUUUUAUUGGAUGGGAUCCUAAAAAUUGCUAGAUUAAUUCCUUUAGUUAAUUUGUUAGCAAUUAGCAUUUUGACAUAGAGCUCUAAUCAUGUGAUCAUCGUGCAACCAUUUUCUUUUUUACUUUUCCUUGUUUCCCUAAGCAGGCA
Molecule: messenger RNA, 1457 nt
Organism: Durio zibethinus
Lineage: Eukaryota; Viridiplantae; Streptophyta; Magnoliopsida; Malvales; Malvaceae
Source: RefSeq, a predicted model, not a curated record